CCUGCCCGUUGCUUUGCUCCCCCCUUCGGCAUCUCUACCUGCGUGCGUCACCGGCAUUUAAUCCCGCGUUCCAUUCCGAACAGCGAGCACAACCACCGCUGCUGCGAUCUCGCCGUCUCCCUCCUCCACGCCGUCUCGGUCUCCCUCCCAUGGCCGGCUACCCGCCUCCCGGCUCCGGCUACCCCUACGGUCCCGGCGGGGGCUACGGCGCCCCGCCGCCGCCCUACGGCUCCUCGCCCGCGCCCUCCGCCCCGCCGUACGGCGAGAAGCCGCCCAAGGAAGGCAAGACCUCGACCUCCUCCGCGCCCCCCUACUACGGCGCGCCUCCCCCAUCCUACGGCGCGCCGCCCCCCUCCCAGCCCUACGGCGGCGGGGGCGGGGGCGGGGGCGGGUACGGGUACGGCGCCUCGCAGCCGCCGCCCUACGGCGGCGCCCCGCAGCAGCAGCCCCCGUACGGGGGCGGGGCCCCGGCAGGGUUCGGCAGCCCGUUCGCGUCGCUGGUGCCCUCCGCGUUCCCGCCCGGCACCGACCCCAACGUCGUGGCCUGCUUCCAGGCGGCCGACCGCGACGGCAGCGGCAUGAUCGACGACAAGGAGCUGCAGUCCGCGCUGUCCGGGUACAACCAGAGCUUCAGCCUCCGCACCGUCCACCUCCUCAUGUACCUCUUCACCAACACCAACGUCCGCAAGAUCGGACCCAAGGAAUUUACUUCUGUGUUUUACAGUCUUCAGAACUGGAGAGCAAUAUUUGAGAGGUUUGAUCGUGAUCGAAGUGGCAGGAUCGACAUGUCAGAACUGCGCGAUGCUCUUCUCAGUCUCGGAUAUUCUGUGUCUCCAACUGUCCUUGAUCUGCUUGUGUCUAAAUUUGACAAGACUGGGGGCAAGAGCAAAGCAAUCGAAUAUGACAACUUCAUUGAAUGCUGCCUCACUGUUAAGGGGCUGACAGAGAAGUUCAAGGAGAAGGACACCGCCUACUCUGGGUCGGCGACUUUCACCUACGAGGCCUUCAUGCUGACCGUGCUGCCUUUCCUCAUUGCGUAGUGGCAGUCCACUCCGCCGCUCAAAACAAGCUUUAUAAGCUUUUCCAAUAGUACUGUAAUAUUAUGCCUGCUGUAAAGAGAUUUAUGUUCGCAGAGUUGUUUUUAGACGAGUUGUUUUGAUUCUGGAUUUAACUUGUGUUGUGAAUCAUAAAGUUGCUCUGAAAUGGAGAAUGUACCUGUUGGUUGAA
Messenger RNA from Zea mays, 1227 nucleotides. RefSeq lists its product as uncharacterized. The transcript is spliced from 5 exons. The record is from RefSeq and is marked validated. Lineage: Eukaryota; Viridiplantae; Streptophyta; Magnoliopsida; Poales; Poaceae. Gene Ontology annotation, molecular function: calcium ion binding. The coding region runs from base 150 to 1040 and encodes 296 amino acids.